This is a messenger RNA of Aspergillus saccharolyticus JOP 1030-1, 1778 nucleotides long. Its product is annotated as biotin synthase. Gene Ontology annotation, molecular function: biotin synthase activity; 2 iron, 2 sulfur cluster binding. The transcript has 2 exons. NCBI's taxonomy places the organism in Eukaryota, Fungi, Ascomycota, Eurotiomycetes, Eurotiales, Aspergillaceae. Gene Ontology annotation, biological process: biotin biosynthetic process. Bases 385 to 1578 code for a protein of 397 amino acids. The record is from RefSeq and is a predicted model, not a curated record. Gene Ontology annotation, cellular component: mitochondrion.
GUUGAACCCUCAGCGGUUGGGGUCAACGUACAGACAGUAAGUACAGGUAAGUCACCCCCCCUCUGUCCUCUGCCCCUCUGCCCCUCUGCCCCUCUCAAACCCGAGGCUGUGUGAAGCUUGGUUUAUUAUGAAAGUGGAAUUGAUCGGUCCGUGACCCCGUGUUGGCUUCUGAGUAACUUAUGUACUCAGGUAGUUAGUUAGUUAGUACUCCAGUGGAAGGAUAGUCCACUCACUACCAAUUCCGACCCCGGUCUGUUGCAAUCAUCCCAUCCCAUCCCACCUUAUUCCCCUCUUCUCCCUGCAACUACACCUUUCCUUUCUUCACGACAUCGUUACGCUUUACACACAUCCACACACACCCACCCACACACACACAACCCAAACAUGCUGUCUCUACGAGUAGUCCUGCCCCGGACGGCCUUCCGCAGAGGCUAUGGCACCGUGCAGUCGACCUCGCCCAAUGCCGCCGCCAUUGCCUAUCGAGUACCCGUCGUGCUGCGGGAGGCGAUUGAUGCCACCACGCCUCGCACCAACUGGACCAAGGAGGAGAUCCAGCAGAUCUACGAUACCCCAUUGAACCAGUUGACAUAUGCUGCGUCUCUGGUCCACCGCAAAUUCCACGACCCCUCAGCCAUCCAAAUGUGCACCCUUAUGAACAUCAAAACGGGCGGGUGCAGUGAAGACUGCAGCUACUGCGCGCAAUCCACCCGUCACAACACCGGGCUGAAAGCCACGAAGAUGUCGCCCGUGGACGAGGUGCUGGCGGCGGCGCGUACGGCCAAGAACAACGGCAGCACGCGGUUCUGCAUGGGGGCGGCGUGGCGCGACAUGCGGGGCCGCAAGACCUCGCUCAAGAACAUCAAGAGCAUGGUGAGCGGGGUGCGCGCGAUGGGGAUGGAGGUGUGCGUGACGUUGGGGAUGAUCGACCAGGCCCAGGCCCAGGAGCUGAAGGAGGCCGGGCUGACGGCUUACAACCACAACCUCGACACCUCGCGCGAGUUCUACCCCAGCAUCAUCACGACGCGCUCGUACGAUGAGCGGCUGCGCACCCUGGCUAAUGUGCGUGACGCGGGGAUUAAUGUCUGCAGUGGGGGGAUCUUGGGGUUGGGGGAGAAGGAUGAGGAUCGCGUGGGAUUGAUCUAUACGGUGGCCAAUCUGCCCAAGCAUCCCGAGAGUUUCCCCGUCAAUGCCCUCGUGCCCAUUCCCGGCACCCCCCUGGGGGAUCGCAAGAUGAUUCCCUUCGAUCGUUUGUUGCGCACGGUGGCGACGGCCAGAGUCGUCCUGCCGGCGACCAUUGUGCGGUUGGCCGCGGGGCGCAUCUCGUUGUCGGAGGAGCAGCAGGUCGCGUGUUUCCAGGCGGGUGCCAAUGCGGUGUUUACGGGGGAGAAGAUGUUGACGACCGACUGCAAUGGCUGGGAUGAGGAUCGCGAGAUGAUGGAUCGCUGGGGUUAUUAUCCUAUGAAGAGCUUCGAGCGGGAGGGGUUGGAGGAGGCUGUCGCCCCGGGGGAGAAGCCGGAGACUGCGCUCCCGGGGGAGAAGGCUUCAGAGACGUCGGCGCAGGUCGCGGCCCCUUUGUGAAGAUGGUGAUUGUGCGUGGUUCAGUUUAGAGAUCAAAAUGCAAGGGUUGUGAUCAGGGUCCGGUCAAGGUUGAAUGGUUGUUACUUGUAGUGUCCUGCUAGACCCAUAGUGUCCACCACACCCAGCCUAUCUUCUAUGCCCUCACUCUCAUCGGUCUAUGCCUUCCAUCAGGUAGAAUCUGCUGUCAACGACUCCCUCUC